GAGACACGAGGACCAGCGCGAGCGGUCCCGGUGGGCUACCCUCCCCCUGCGGCGACCCCCCCCCUCGCUCUGACCGACUGGUCCCCUAAACGGUGGCGGCGGUUUUUGGUCGUUGGGCCCCGGGAUUUAGGACCAACAUUUGAAGACCCGAAGGGGUGAGGAGGGGAAAGGGGAAACGGGGUCACUACCAGACCACUGCUAACGGCUGGAUAGUGCCCGGCUCACUCUCACGCCGAAUACACAGUGGGGGCUGGCGGCGGUGGCUGCGGGGUUCACCCUCGUCCUUCCCCAGCCCCGUCGAGCAGUGGGAGGGCAAGUGUCCGAGACGGUGCUUCCCGCCCCGGCAGCAUCCGGCCAGAAGGCGCCCUCGCCGUCACCCAGGCGCUGCAUCGUGAGGGCCCAGCGGCCAGUCUCUUUAGGGCGUCUGGCGGCUUCUUCCGCCCCGCGGCGCCCUGCGCUCUCUGCUUUAUUUCCGCUCUCCCCCGCUGCCUUCCGGCCGCUUCCCACCUGUGCUGCAUUUCGUGUUAUUUUCCUGACACGCUUACGCCGACGACCAACGACCGCUGCAGGCCCGGGCCGCCGCCUGGCCGUUGUAGGGUCCGCGCGUCCCCUGGAGGCUUUGGACGCCGUCUGGGAACUGCAACCAUGAAUGAAGAAAAUAUAGAUGGAACAAAUGGAUGCAGUAAAGUUCGAACUGGUACUCAGAAUGAAGCAGCAUUACUUGCUUUGAUGGAAAAGACUGGUUACAACAUGGUUCAGGAAAAUGGACAAAGGAAAUUUGGCGGUCCUCCUCCAGGUUGGGAAGGUCCACCUCCACCUAGAGGCUGUGAAGUUUUUGUAGGAAAAAUACCUCGUGAUAUGUAUGAAGAUGAGUUAGUUCCUGUAUUUGAAAGAGCUGGGAAGAUAUAUGAAUUUCGACUUAUGAUGGAAUUUAGUGGUGAAAAUCGAGGUUAUGCUUUUGUGAUGUACACUACAAAAGAAGAAGCCCAAUUAGCCAUCAGAAUUCUUAAUAAUUAUGAAAUUCGACCAGGGAAGUUUAUUGGUGUGUGUGUAAGCCUGGAUAAUUGUAGAUUAUUUAUUGGAGCUAUUCCCAAGGAAAAGAAGAAAGAAGAAAUUUUAGAUGAAAUGAAGAAAGUUACAGAAGGAGUUGUAGAUGUCAUUGUUUAUCCAAGUGCAACUGAUAAGACCAAAAAUCGUGGUUUUGCAUUUGUGGAAUAUGAAUCUCACAGAGCUGCUGCUAUGGCAAGGAGGAAGCUAAUUCCAGGAACAUUCCAACUAUGGGGCCACACCAUUCAGGUAGAUUGGGCUGACCCAGAGAAAGAGGUGGAUGAGGAAACCAUGCAGAGAGUUAAAGUUCUUUAUGUAAGAAAUUUAAUGAUCUCAACUACAGAGGAAACAAUUAAAGCAGAAUUCAAUAAAUUUAAGCCUGGUGCAGUUGAACGGGUAAAGAAACUUAGAGAUUAUGCUUUUGUUCACUUUUUCAACCGAGAAGAUGCAGUGGCUGCCAUGUCUGUUAUGAAUGGAAAAUGCAUUGAUGGAGCAAGUAUUGAGGUAACACUAGCUAAACCAGUAAAUAAAGAAAACACUUGGAGACAGCAUCUUAACGGUCAGAUUAGUCCAAAUUCUGAAAAUCUGAUUGUGUUUGCUAACAAAGAAGAGAGCCACCCAAAAACUCUAGGCAAGCUGCCAACUCUUCCUGCUCGUCUCAAUGGUCAGCAUAGCCCAAGUCCGCCUGAAGUUGAAAGAUGCACUUACCCUUUUUAUCCUGGAACAAAGCUUACUCCAAUUAGUAUGUAUUCUUUAAAAUCCAAUCAUUUUAAUUCUGCAGUAAUGCAUUUGGAUUAUUACUGCAACAAAAAUAACUGGGCACCACCAGAAUAUUAUUUAUAUUCAACAACAAGUCAAGAUGGGAAAGUACUCUUGGUGUAUAAGAUAGUUAUUCCUGCUAUUGCAAAUGGAUCCCAGAGUUACUUCAUGCCAGACAAACUCUGUACUACGUUAGAAGAUGCAAAGGAACUGGCAGCCCAGUUUACAUUACUUCAUUUGGACAGGGAACACAAUCUCUUCAGCCUGGACCUGUGUAGAAGAAUUUGGAGAAAAUAAACAGGUCCUUUCUGAUGUUGCUUGAGCUUACUCUCCUGCAGUUGAUCUCAUUCCUGUUGGCUAAACAUUAAGUCCCAUGACAACAUUAAGUUAAUGCACCUAUGGUGUAGGCAUCAUUUAUAGUACCAGGACAGUAUUAUAGAAAAAAACCUUACCUGUACAUUAGAUGACCUAAUUUCUUUUCUUCCAUUCCUAGAAACACCGUAAUGUUUCUAAAUAAUAUUUUAUAGUCAUUGUCACACGCUUGGCUUAUUUUACACUAAAGAACAUAGUUGAGUUUUUGGAAGGUACAGGAUUUAAAAAUUUGGUCUGUAAUAUACACACACACCUAUAAAUGUUGCAGUUAAUGAAACAGGAAAUUAUUGAUGCAUAAGAUGAAUGUUUAUUGUGAAACAGCAGUAUUUCAAAUGUUAUUUUUUAAUAAUUUGGUUUAAUUGGAUAUUUUUCUGUACUAUAAGUUGAUAAUGGUUUUUUGAAGUAACUAUAAGUUGAUAAUGGUUUUUUGAAGUUUAUUUAAUAAAGGUGAUUCAUUAUACUGUUUUAUCAUACCAGUAGGACUUUUAAUGUUAAAUCAGUAUGUUGAGUUAGAUAAGUGUUUAUAUUAGUAUUUAAAUAAUGAAAUAUUGGCCAGCUAGUUUAUACCAAAUGUUUUUGCAGUCCAGGGGUGAAUGUUUCUGCUGGUUUGAUGCCUAAUACAGCUUCAAAGAAAAAAAAAAAAGCAAAUAUGAAUUCACUGUUUUUUAUCUUUUCUUCAUGGACUACCCCUUAGAACCAAAUUUAAAAGAAGCUUCUUUGUAGAGCAAGAGAAAUGAGACGUUCUCUUUUUCUAUAAUCAAAACUCCAAGAAAUAGUAGAUAUCCAAGAAUUCAUUCUGGUUAGAUCUCUGAAACAUUGCGUGAGUAAAGGAAAGGUAAUACUGACAAAAGUCUCAGGAUUUACAGUGCAGUGAAUGCUGAAAUAAUCUUUAACCAGCAAUAUAGUAUCAUCAAGAUUUCCAGUGUUAGAACAUUAUGUUAAAAUGUGAUUAUUGUUUAAUGCUUUGUCUCUUUAAAUUAAAUUUGUGUCCAUAAAGAUGUACAGCAUAAUUGUUCAUGUAUUUAUUUACAGACUACAAUUUCCAUCGCAGCUCAAUAAAUAGUCUUUCCCCUGUUAGUGCUACCCUCUCUUCCGGGACUCCCAGCGUGCUUCCUUAUACUUCAAGGCCUUAUUCUUAUCCAGGCUAUCCCUUGUCACCAACAAUAUCACUUGCUAAUGGCAGCCAUGUUGGACAGCGACUAUAUAUCUCCAAUCAGGCCUCAUUCUUCUGAAGAAAAUACUAACAUUAGUAUGAAAAUUUGUGUAAAUUUGUAGUAUGAAAACUUGCAAAUUAAAAUAUUGUUUUAUUUUAGAAUCGGGUUGGCAUAUUUGGUUUUAAAAAGAUAUUUAUUCCAAAGUACUAAACAUCAGCUAUAAUUCAGAAUAACAUGGAGUUGUAGAAUUUAUAAAAAUGCAAAGUUUAAAAAGUUAUUCAGUGGUUUCUCUUGAUAAAGGUACAGCAAACUACUAUUCUUUUUAAACUUCUAGGAUUUUCUUCUACUUCCUGAGUGGGCAAUAUAACCUAGUCAUUUAUGGGUUUUUUUGCAUAAUUUUACUAAAUAGUAUUUCACAAAUAUUAAAGCACUUGAAGAGAAUGGUUAUAGUAGAUUUGAUUACCAAGGAUCACUAUCUGUACUGGAGAUUAGAACAAUUAUAUGACCAGAAGCAUCUAACCAUUAUGUAAAAAGAAAUGAUGAGACAAAAAGAUUAAGAUACAAAUUUUGUGCAGUACUAAAGAAAAAGCAGUCUACCAUUGUGGUCCUUGAAAAUAACUAUAGAUAUUUUUGUUAUUUGUUAGACACAAAUUAUAAUUUUGUUGUUAAUGUAUUUAAGCAUUUUAUAGUUAUGCUUUAUUUGUGUUUUUGAUAUUCUUUGUAUUGUUAAUAACAAGUGUUAUGGGUUUUUAAUGUUGAAAUCAUGUGUUAAUUUUUGUACUUGAAUUCAAAUUUUUUGACAUUAAAUAUGUGAUGCUUCUAUUA
Molecule: messenger RNA, 4157 nt
Organism: Pan troglodytes (chimpanzee)
Lineage: Eukaryota; Metazoa; Chordata; Mammalia; Primates; Hominidae
Gene: RBM46
Product: RNA binding motif protein 46
Exons: 6
Coding region: 646-2103 (485 amino acids)
Molecular function (GO): RNA binding
Source: RefSeq, a predicted model, not a curated record